AUGGCACCGAGCUUUGACACCCUUUCAGAGCAGGAUCUCCACGAGGAGGAGUUAGAGAUCGACUUUUCAGACCUCAAAGCGCAAUAUGAAGUACGACUGGAAGAAAGCUUGGAUGCCUUCGUUGUUAUUGAUGGCCUGCCAAUUGUGCCGGAGGAGAGCAAACCACGACUUAUCAAAUUCAUGUUGAAAAAAUUGAAUACCGUUGGCCGGACGAGCGAAGAUGCCAUUUUUAUGCCCAUGAACGAGGAGCAGAUGACCGAAGGAUUCGCAUUUGUUGAAUACGAAUCUCCCGAACAGGCCCUCGAGGCCACUAAACAUCUUCACGGCACCCCUCUUGAUAAGAAACAUACAUUGGCUGUUAAUAAGCUGACGGAUAUCGAUCGGUAUGGACGUGAAGGCCGUGUUGAUGAGGAAUAUAAACCACCCACCAUCGAACCAUUUCGCGAAAAAGAUCAUCUCAGAUCAUGGCUAGGUGACCCCAAUGCCCGCGACCAAUUUACCAUGUACCGAGGGGACAAAGUUGGGGUGUUCUGGAACAUGAAAAAGGACCCACCAGAGAAUAUCGUAGAUAGGGAUCAUUGGACACAGCUUUUCGUACAGUGGUCUCCGCAGGGGACCUACCUCGCAUCGGUUCAUCCUCAAGGCGUACAGCUCUGGGGAGGCCCGCAAUUCACUAAAGAAAAGCAAUUCCCCCACCCCUUCGUUCAGCUCAUCGAGUUCUCCCCCGGUGAAAGUUACUUGACUACCUGGUCAGCACGCCCCAUUCAGAUCGAAGGACCGCACCCGAUCCUAUCUUACGAAGAAGACGGCAAGCAUUUUAUUAUUUGGGACAUCACUACGGGCAAGCCAUUACGAUCUUUUGUCAAUCAUGACGUUCCGGCCGCUUCAGGCCCGGAGGGAGAGGCUGUGAAGAAGAAGAUCCAAUGGCCUGCGUUUAAGUGGUCUGCAGACGAGAAAUACGUGGCCCGGAUGCUUCCAGGUCAAUCUAUAUCUGUUUAUGAACUGCCACGCAUGAGUCUCCUCGACAAGGCCUCUAUUAAAAUUGAAAAAGUUAAGGAUUUCGAGUGGGCCCCCGCCACCCCUCAACGUGAAGGCAUCAAGGAGUACGAACAGCUAUUAUCCUUCUGGACUCCCGAGAUGGACAGUAACCCAGCCAAAGUUGGUUUGAUGAGCAUUCCUUCGAAGCAAAUUGUUCGAACAAGAAAUCUCUUUCAUGUUACCGACGUUAAACUGCACUGGCAAUCGCAGGGUGCCUACCUCUGUGUCAAAGUUGACCGACAUUCCAAAUCUAAGAAGUCCCUCGCCACAAACCUCGAAAUCUUCCGUGUCAAGGAGAAGGGAGUGCCUGUUGAGGUUGUGGAUUCAAUCAAAGAUCCCGUGAUCAACUUCGCCUGGGAACCCAAUGGUGAUCGAUUCGUUCUGAUCACAACAGGUGAAGCUACUCCAGGUGCUGCAAUCGCGCCCAAAACCGCAGUUUCAUUCUUUUGCCCUGAGAAGGUCAAGGUUUCCGGCAUCGGCAACUUCAAACUCAUCCGCACCAUCGAGAAGAAGACGAGCAACGGCAUAUAUUGGUCUCCCAAAGGCCGGUUCGUUGUUGUUGCCACUGUCCACUCACAACAAAAUUUCGAUCUCGACUUCUGGGACCUAGAUUUUGAGGGCGAGAAGCAAGAGAACGAGAAGGACCUUUCUGCCAAUCUCCAGCUAAUGAAAACUACCGAUCAUUACGGCGUCACCGAUAUUGAUUGGGACCCCACUGGCCGCUAUGUUGUCAGCAGUGCCAGCGCCUGGACUCACACUUUGGAAAACGGUUACAACAUCCAUACAUUCUCCGGCACCACCCUGGCCGAACAUCCUACAGAGAAGUUCAAACAAUUCCUCUGGCGCCCACGGCCUCCAACAUUCCUCAGCAAGGAGGAGCAAAAGCAAACCCGCAAGAACCUACGCGAAUACUCCCGCGAGUUCGACGAAGAAGACAAAUACGCUGUCGAUAUUGCCAACACGGCCAUCGUCGAGAUGCGUAAGAGAGUCCUCAACGAAUGGACCGCUUGGGUGCGUCGGGAGAAGGAAAUGCUGGAUGAGGAGAUUGAUGUGCUGGGUCUAGAGAGGGAGGAGGAUGUUGCUGCGGCCGCCAAGAAAGAGGUAGAGACGGAGGGCACAGUUGUUGAGGAGAUUAUGGAGGAGAUCAUUGAUGAAACGGAAGAAGUUAUUGGAUGA
Paracoccidioides brasiliensis Pb18 is the source of this 2214-nucleotide messenger RNA. RefSeq names its product eukaryotic translation initiation factor 3 subunit B. Bases 1 to 2214 code for a protein of 737 amino acids. The record is from RefSeq and is a predicted model, not a curated record. Gene Ontology annotation, biological process: translational initiation. Gene Ontology annotation, cellular component: eukaryotic translation initiation factor 3 complex. Gene Ontology annotation, molecular function: translation initiation factor activity; translation initiation factor binding; RNA binding. The transcript has 4 exons.